GCGGCGUCAACAGUCAUGUCGGGGGUCCGGAGACUGUCGGGGCUGCUGAGCACUCGGCGCCUGGCGCUGGCCAAGGCGUAGCCAGCAGUGUUGCAAACAGGAACCCGAGGUUUUCACUUCACUGUUGAUGGGAACAAGAGGGCAUCUGCUAACGUUUCAGAUUCCAUUUCUGCUCAGUAUCCAGUAGUGGAUCAUGAAUUUGAUGCGGUGGUGGUAGGCGCUGGAGGGGCAGGCUUGCGAGCUGCAUUUGGCCUUUCUGAGGCAGGGUUUAAUACAGCAUGUGUUACAAAGCUGUUUCCUACCAGGUCACACACUGUUGCGGCACAGGGAGGAAUCAACGCUGCUCUGGGGAACAUGGAGGAGGACAACUGGAGGUGGCAUUUCUAUGACACCAUGAAGGGCUCCGACUGGCUGGGGGACCAGGAUGCCAUCCACUACAUGACAGAGCAGGCUCCCGCCGCCGUGGUCGAGCUGGAAAAUUACGGCAUGCCGUUUAGCAGAACUGAAGAUGGGAAGAUUUAUCAGCGUGCAUUUGGUGGACAGAGCCUCAAGUUUGGAAAGGGCGGGCAGGCCCAUCGGUGCUGCUGUGUGGCUGAUCGGACCGGCCCCUCACUAUUGCACACCUUAUAUGGAAGGUCUCUGCGAUACGAUACCAGCUAUUUUGUGGAGUAUUUUGCCUUGGAUCUCCUGAUGGAGAACGGGGAGUGCCGUGGUGUCAUCGCACUGUGCAUAGAGGACGGGUCCAUCCAUCGCAUACGAGCAAAGAACACUGUUGUUGCCACAGGGGGCUGGGGGAAUGUUACGGGUGCACCUACUUCUGCCCACACCAGCACUGGUGACAGCAUGGCCAUGAUCACCAGGGCAGACCUUCCUUGCCAGGACCUAGAGUUUGUUCAGUUCCACCCCACAGGCAUAUAUGGUGCCGGUUGUCUCAUUACGGAAGGAUGUCGUGGAGAGGGAGGCAUUCUCAUUAACAGUCAAGGCGAAAGGUUUAUGGAGCGAUACGCCCCGGUGGCGAAGGACCUGGCGUCUAGAGAUGUGGUGUCUCGGUCGAUGACUCUGGAGAUCCGCGAAGGAAGAGGCUGUGGCCCUGAGAAAGAUCACGUCUACCUGCAGCUGCACCACCUGCCUCCGGAGCAGCUGGCCACGCGCCUGCCCGGCAUUUCAGAGACAGCCAUGAUCUUCGCUGGUGUGGACGUCACGAAGGAGCCGAUCCCUGUCCUCCCCACCGUGCAUUAUAACAUGGGCGGCAUUCCCACCAACUACAAGGGGCAGGUCCUGAGGCACGUGAAUGGCCAGGAUCAGAUUGUGCCCGGGCUGUACGCCUGUGGGGAGGCCACCUGUGCCUCGGUACAUGGUGCCAACCGGCUCGGGGCAAACUCCCUCUUGGACCUGGUCGUCUUUGGUCGGGCAUGUGCCCUGAGCAUCGAAGAGUCGUGCAGGCCUGGAGAUAAAUUCCCUCCAAUUAAACCAAAUGCUGGGGAAGAAUUCAUGAAUCUUGACAAAUUGAGAUUUGCUGACGGAAGCGUAAGAACGUCGGAACUUCGACUCUGCAUGCAGAAGUCAAUGCAAAAUCAUGCUGCCGUGUUCCGUGUGGGAAGCGUGUUGCAAGAAGGUUGUGGGAAAAUCAGCAAGCUCUACGGAGACCUGAAGCACCUGAAGACGUUUGACCGGGGAAUGGUCUGGAACACGGACCUGGUGGAGACCCUGGAGCUGCAGAACCUGAUGCUGUGUGCGCUGCAGACCAUCUACGGAGCAGAGGCGCGGAAGGAGUCACGGGGCGCACACGCCAGGGAAGACUACAAGGUGUGGAUUGAUGAGUACGAUUACUCCAAGCCCAUCCAGGGGCAACAGAAGAAGCCUUUUGAGGAGCACUGGAGGAAGCACACCCUGUCCUAUGUGGAUGUCAGCACUGGGAAGGUCAGUGUGGAGCUCGUUCUCACCACAACCCAAAAUGCGCACGGCCCUGCCCAGGUUCACGGGCCGACCUUGCUGAUGGUGAACGGGGAGGAGCAGGCCAGAUUUAAAUCAACUCCUGACAGAUUUGAGGCACCACUGAAAAAGGCCUCUGACAGCAGUCAGGCUUCUGGCUGGAAACAGAAUCCAGCGCCUGCAGGUGGUUCAGAGGAGCCUUAAGGAAGGGCUGCUCCGUGGUGUGGGCCAGAUGGAAGUCACUGGGCAGGAGCAAGUGUCCAAGGCCUGGUGAGCGGGGAGGAGAUGAGGAUUAUGGACUUAGGGAGAAAGUCAGCGUCUGUGGGGUGGGGACACACAGCCACUACCAGAAACCAGUCCCAAGCCAAGGGAGCCCAGAAGAGACCCCUCCCCUCUCCUCCCUUGGGCUGGCCCAGCUGGAAGCAUCUGCAGGGGAGCCGAGGGGAUGUGGUGCAGCGCUUAGCAUCCCCUGGGCACUGAGCAAGCAGAGAAGGGAAGGGCAGAAAUUGAGGAGGGGUUGGGGUGAGCAGAGGGGUUGUGGUGAGCAGCGUCCUGGGAACAGCCAGCCAAGGGUGUGGUAGGGGGGUUGCAGCCUUGUUCCACACAAGCACAGUUCACCUGUGUGGCAUUUCCGCUGGGCAUUAAGAUUCAGAAAUAAUGAAGAUAGAAAGCUUUUACCCUUAAGCUUUUCGUAGCUUGUAAGAGAUAGUCGUAUAAUCACUUAUCUGUGUCUGUGGAAGUUACCUGUGGACUCUCACUAUCAUCUAGUGUGUCUGUAACUCAGGCAGUAGGUCAUUUUCAGAAUUUAUCAUGAAGGCCAUUUCCUGAUCGUAUAUAGAAAUUACACCUCACUCGCUUAGCACAAGUCUAUUUUUAAUGUUUCCGGGUUCGGGUUUUUUGUUUUUCUGAGACAGUCUCAUCUCUGUUGCCCAGGCUGAAAUGUG
Messenger RNA from Macaca mulatta (Rhesus monkey), 2876 nucleotides. NCBI's taxonomy places the organism in Eukaryota, Metazoa, Chordata, Mammalia, Primates, Cercopithecidae. The record is from RefSeq and is a predicted model, not a curated record.